AGAGCUCACAGGGCAACAUGGCUGCUGUAGGCAGCUUAGCGAACAACUUGAUUGAGCUGUGGAAAUGUCCUUACACGCGUACUUAUUUACCUCAUCUAUUCCUUUUUAUUUCCGUUUUAGGAUCACUUUUAAAGCAUUUGGAGCUUGUGUCGCAGAGCUACUUCAGUAACAGCAGAAACGUUUUAAAUGUAUAUUUUGUAAAGGUUUCUUGGGGAUGGACCCUUGUUUUACUCCUGCCAUUCGUUUAUAUCUCCAACUCUUGCAAGAGAAGCCGGGCGUUUGUGCUGAAGCGGCUGACGUCACUUCUGGUGGCCACCCUCAUCUGGUACACCUGCACCGAGACCUUCUUCUACAUUGAAGAUGUUACAGGUGCAUGCUACGAGUCAAAUACCAUGCAGGUCAUACUUGGUGACAUAACUACAAAGGCAGCAUGCAAGAAGGCCGGAUUCAUAUGGGAUGGCUUUGACAUAUCCGGACACUCUUUCAUUCUGUCUUACUCUGCUCUCGCCAUUGUGGAAGAAAUGGUGGCCAUGUUACAAAUACCAAAUUCUCACAGAAACGCUUUUCUUGAUUGCCUUUAUAUAGCACUUAAUGUGAUCGUGGCUAUCUGGUUAUGGAUGUUCGCAUGUACGUCCGUAUAUUUCCAUCAUUUCAUUGACAAGUUUCUGGGGACCUCAGUUGGAGUAUUGGGGUGGUAUGUGACCUAUGUUGUUUGGUACCCGAAGUGUUCUUUACCAGGUCUCCCUCCACAGCCAAAUGAGCAAAAACAACAUGCUUAGUGUGAGAACUGAGUUACAUAUCUAAACCAUGCCUUAAUUUAUACUAACCCAGUUAUACCCCAAACGUCACACAUCUGCAUUGUUUGUGCUUUCUGUCGGGCUGAAAGUAACCAUGGGUCUGCCUGUGUGAGGUCGUAGGCAGCUGGUGUUCCUAAAAUGACAAUCUAACAUGAGAGAGGUCACAGAUCCUUGUUGUCUUCAAAAGUUCAGUGGAUCUACACACACAUUUUUCCUGAACAUUAGUUUGUUAACUUGUAUAAUCAAACCUGCAAUCAUCAGCUUAGCUGCCUUGACAUUUUAUGGCUGAGAAUGUUUCUUUUGGCACAAAUAUGUAUUUAUAAUUUAUUUUAUUAAUUUUUAACAAAAACAUGUCCUUAUCGGACACAUUUUUUGUAAUAAUAAUUCAUGUGUUCAACAAUUUUGUUCCAUAUUUCGCCAUAUGCCACACUCUUGUAUUACGUUUUAUCAAGAAAAUUCUUUGUGAUUUUAUGUUUUAUCAAUCUAGCCAAACUGUUCAAUCAUAAUGUAGGUGCCAUUCGUAAAGGGAUAGUUUUCUGUCAUCAUUUAUUCACCCUCAUAUCAAUUAAAACCUGACUCUGUAUAUGACAAAAGAAGGUAUUUUAAGAAAUUUCCAUACAAUGGGGGCCAAUGUUGGUUGGUUACCAAAGUUCUUCCAAAUAUCUUCUUUUGUGUUUAGCAGGAGCUACUGUAUGGAACGACACAAGUUAGUGAGUGAAUGUUUGUGUGGGGAUGGGUGAGUAAAUGAUGAAAGAAUUUUAGCAUAAAGUAAAUUUAAAUUAGUAUAAAUAGUAAAUAAUGUCUGUAUGUUGUUAUUGUCACUUUAGUAGUAAAAGGCUUGAUUAUUUUAGAUCUUUAGAUUUUGGAAGAUGUUCUCAUGAGACAAUACUGUAUGGGACCUGAAAAAAACUGGAUUAUUUGAGAACAAUGUAACUUUUACUUGCAUGCUAGAUUCUGGGUGUAUAGCUGCUUAUUAGUAUUUCUUACAGGUUUGAUGUUCUUUGUAAAACUGGAGAGUGGGAACAUGCUGCUUAUGGAGGGAACAUCCAUUAUUCAUUUGUAAUUUUGGUCUCUAUUAUUCGAUAACACUAUUCUUGCAACAUUGUAACAGAGAAUGGUUCCAAGGGAAGCAAAAGUCAAGAGAGUUACAAUCGUUUUGUUGUUAUGUUCCUCAUAUUAACAAAAUGUCAUGACAGAAUACAGUUUGUAGCUCUUGAAUAAACUGUUUGAU
Molecule: messenger RNA, 2028 nt
Organism: Triplophysa rosa
Lineage: Eukaryota; Metazoa; Chordata; Actinopteri; Cypriniformes; Nemacheilidae
Gene: fitm2
Product: fat storage inducing transmembrane protein 2
Exons: 2
Coding region: 18-779 (253 amino acids)
Biological process (GO): lipid droplet organization; phospholipid biosynthetic process; lipid storage
Cellular component (GO): endoplasmic reticulum membrane
Source: RefSeq, a predicted model, not a curated record